AUGGGUGUAAAAGCCACGAGUCCCAUCAUACAUGUUGGAGCCUUAGAGAAAUCUAUUCAUUCAUUCUCCAUCAAAAUGUUGGAACCGACCAAAGCUCAAAUUGAUGAAGUCUUCAAAAAGCUUACCACCCAACGGGCAAAUAAGAUGUGCUUUGAUUGCAAGGCCAAAAAUCCUUCGUGGUCUAGCGUCACUUUUGGAAUAUAUCUUUGCCUUGAUUGCUCCUCUACGCACAGGAAUCUCGUAAUCUUACCAGUUCCUCAAUACAGAUCGAUCGCAUUGGAUUCGUGGACGUGGGAUCAAUUACGAAUCAUGAAAGUGGGUGGUAAUGCCGCAGCGUUAGAUUAUUUCUCAAAACAUGGUGGAGCAGCUUCAUUGAACAACAAGGAUAUAAAAUCAAAAUACACCUCUCGUGUCGCUUUGAAAUAUAAGAAUGAACUCAUCAAACGAGCCAACGAAGAUGCCCAAAGAGAUCCAGAUCUUGAAAUUGUCGAAAAUCACGAAGAACAAUCUACAUCAACAGUGUUUAGCAAAAAUGACGACUUUUUUGAAAAACCUAAUGAAGAAACUAUUCAAAAGUCUCAACCAGUAGAAGAAUCAGCAAAAGUUACCACGGGAAACAAAUUACCUAGUUCCAAUAAUCAGACAAUUACAAAACCAUCAACGACAAUUAAAUCGAGUAUUUCCACCCGUGGUAAGGUUCCCAAAAAAUCAAAAUUGGGAUUAGGUGCUGUGAAACUUCAAAAAGUUGAUAUCGAAGUGGCCGAACAAAAAGCAAAAGAUGAAGAAAAAUUAAGUAAGCAGCAGCCAUCGCAAAAUGAAGAAUCCAGUGCACGAAACUCUAUCGAAAACAAAUGGACAUAUAGUUCUCGUUUGGUAUACAAUGAUACCUCACAGUCAUCAGGUGAUAUUGAAGGUAACAAUGCAAGGCGCCAGAGCGAUGAUAUUGAAAGACUUGGUAUGGGUGUUUCAAGACUGGGAUUUGGAACGGUGACUAGUAACUCCGCACAAAAACCUAUAGAAACAUCGUCAAGGUUUAUAGGGUUUGGUUCUACUAGUUCAAAUAAGCAAGAUGAGAAUGUUCCCUCAUCAGAUUCAGAUUUUGCUCGUCAAAAGUUUGGUAAUCAAAAGUCCAUCUCAUCCGAUCAAUUUUUCGGUCGUAAUCAGUAUGAUCCCGAUGCACUGUCAGCUUCAUCUGAAAGAUUGAAACAAUUUGAGGGUGCUAGUUCAAUAUCAUCAAAUCAAUAUUUUGGCAGAGAUGAUCAAGUUUCGCGGCGGGAAAGUUUAGACUUGGGUGCUAUAGAGUUGAAUGCGCGGGAUUUUGCUCGCAAAUUUAUUGGACAAGCUUCAUCCGAUUAUGAAGCUAUAAAAACGGUAGUCGAACGGGGUAGUGAAAAAUUAAAGGAUUAUAUUUCGGAUAUUCAAGUUGAUAUGUAG
Acaulospora morrowiae is the source of this 1434-nucleotide messenger RNA. The record is from the annotation of a GenBank genome assembly. NCBI's taxonomy places the organism in Eukaryota, Fungi, Glomeromycota, Glomeromycetes, Diversisporales, Acaulosporaceae.